AUGGCGUCAAAUACUACUUCCUCUUCUCCUACACGAGAGCUCUCUCCAUUGGAAGAUCCUGGAAGUCCAUUUUUCUUGCACCAUGGUGAAUCUCCUGGUGCGAUCCUGGUUGUUCAACCUCUUACUGAGGAUAAUUACCCUAAUUGGGCCAGAGCAAUGAGGAUGGUUCUAGAUGCUAAGAGUAAGCUCAGAUUUGUAGAUGGAUCCAUCACUGCAUCAAUGGCAAUUACACCACUUGAGAAAAAGGCAUGGUCCAAAUGCAAUUCAAUGAUCUCAUCGUGGAUUUUGAAUUCAGUUUCACCUCAUAUUACUGCUAGUGUCAUUUACAGAAACACAGCCUUUGAGGUUUGGAAUGCUCUCAAGAAUCGGUUUCUACAAGCAAAUGGACCAAGGAUUUCUCAACUUCAGAAGCAAAUUUCCACUGUGAUGCAAGGAGAUUCUACAGUGACAAGCUUCUUCACUGAUCUUCAAGUUUCUUGGGAUCAAUUGUUAAAUCUGAGGCCUUUGCCAUCGUGUUCAUGUGGAAAAUGUACUUGUGGUGUGAAUGAGAAGAUAGGGCAUCAUCACCAUCAAGAUUCAAUCAUGCAAUUUCUUAAUGGAUUGAAUGAUUGUUACUCACAGGUCAAGACUCAAAUUCUCAUGAUGGAACCUGUUCCAUCUGUGGAUAAGACUUUUUCGUUGGUAAUCCAGGAGGAAAGGCAACGAUCUUCCAGUAGUCAUGCCACUCCUUCAGUGGAAUCCACUGCUCUGGCUAUCCAGAAUCAACUUUUCAAUCAAGGAUCUUUUCCUGGCAAGAAUUUCAAAGGGAAUGUUGGAAAGGGAAGGCCUAUGUGUAGCUAUUGUGGAAAGGUUGGGCAUGUUAAGGAGAAAUGCUAUAAGCUUGUUGGAUUUCCACCAGGCUACAAGCAAAAGGGAAAGCAGCUUCCUAUGGCUAAUCAGGUCAUAAUGGAUUGUGAUCAAGCUCAGAAUGAGAAUGUGCAUCAGAACAACAAUUUCUCUUUCACUCCGGAACAGUAUCAGCAAUUGAUUUCCUUGUUGAAUUCUCAUGCAUCCAGUUCUAGUAAUUCUAAUGAAGCAGUUCACACAGCCAAUUCUGCCCUCUCAGGUAUUUCUGAUGAUCUCUUGCAAAACUCAAUAUGUUUGAGCAUGCAACACUCUAUUUUUGCUAUCAAUCCUUCAAACAAAACUGCACAUAGUCAAGACACUUGGGUUCUUGAUACGGGUGCCACAGAUCACAUAGUUCAUUCAGUUGAUUUGUUCACUAAAAUUACUAGCUCUAUAACCUCUUUUGUUCAAUUUCCUAAUGGUGAAAGAGUUGUUGUCACACACAUAGGAACCGUUCAAGUAACUUCUAGUUUAAUUCUUGAAAAUGUACUAUGUGUUCCUUCUUUCACUUUCAACUUGAUAUCCAUUAGUCAAUUAACCAAAAGUCUAUCCUGA
Quercus robur (English oak) is the source of this 1440-nucleotide messenger RNA. RefSeq lists its product as uncharacterized. Gene Ontology annotation, molecular function: nucleic acid binding; zinc ion binding. The transcript has a single exon. The record is from RefSeq and is a predicted model, not a curated record. The coding region runs from base 1 to 1440 and encodes 479 amino acids. NCBI's taxonomy places the organism in Eukaryota, Viridiplantae, Streptophyta, Magnoliopsida, Fagales, Fagaceae.